This is a messenger RNA of Hydra vulgaris (swiftwater hydra), 822 nucleotides long. Its product is annotated as zinc finger MYM-type protein 1-like. The record is from RefSeq and is a predicted model, not a curated record. Lineage: Eukaryota; Metazoa; Cnidaria; Hydrozoa; Anthoathecata; Hydridae.
AUGUCUCAUGAUAUUGUUAACGAGAUGAUAGAACUAAUGGCAAAUUAUGUGCCAAGAAAUGUACUUAGUGCUAUUAAAUCGAGAAUUUCUUUUUCUGUAAUAUGCGAUGAAACUCAAGACAUUUUCGGUAUUGAGCAAAUGUCUAUAUGUUUUCGAUCAGUUUCUGAAAAUUUUACAAUAUACAAAGAUUUUCUUGGUCUCUAUGCAGAUGAUGCUACCGACAGUAAGUUGCUUUUUUAUGCAAUAUGUGAUGUUUUAUUAAGACGUGGACUAGACAAGAAAAUGGUGCAGGGGCAAAGUUACGAUGGUGUCGCUUCAAUGUCAGGGCAUCUAAGUAGUGUUGCUAAACUAUUUCAAGAUGAUGUCAAUGAAGCGAUUUUUAUACAUUGUUACGCACAUCGGCUCAACCUUGUUCUUCAAGAUGCUUGUAAACAAGUCUGUUGUAUGAACGAGGGACAGGAAUUGUGCCAGCUGUUGUAUAAUUUCAUUUGUUUAGCUCCAAAGAGACUAGUAAGGUAUAAAAAAUUACAACGCAAUAUACUUGACGAGGAUGUCAAGCAAAACAAUUUAAGUGUUCCUUGUCCAACUCGUUUGACCGCGAAGACCAAAUCAUAUGGUUCAAUUCUGACAAAUUUUCAAGUAGUUGUUUUAGAGCGUCAAGAUAUUUCUGAAUUAAAUGAUUUUAACAGAGCUGAAGCAGAAGGUUUGUUUGAUAAAUUAUUAUCAUUUCAAUUACAUUUUGGGCUUCACCUGGCUUAUGAUGUGUUUGCAACUGUAGAGCAAGUCUCUCAACAUAUGCAAUCUGCUGAAGUAGAUGCUUAA